UCAAGUCUUGCCAGCUACCCAAACCAAGACAAACAGACCUGCAUAUUUUCCUUCUCGAUUAAGGUAAAAUUUCGCUAUUAAUACGCUCAUUCGCCUUCGCUAACUGAUCAUAGAUUGAGUUCAAUUCAGAAGGGCAGGGAAAAUGGAGCAGCCUUUGCUGUCGGCAGAGAAAAGCGAGAGGUGGAGUUCAUAUGAACACGUGGGAAGGGCUGGCUCGGCAAUUCCGACGGCUUCCUUGGCUGGAACUGAAGUCAGCGUUGAUGAAAUUCGGUCUGCCGCCGCGUUCUCCGACCCCUAUCCUCCAUCUCUUCAUGCCCCUUUGCUGAGUUCCCCUGGACCCGUCUAUCCUAAUGAGCAAGUUCUUGGUUAUCCUCAGGGCGGAUAUUAUGGACAUUUAAGUGAAGGUGCUGCUAAUGUACAAAGGCAAGUGUUGGACGAGGUGGAAAUACGAGAGCUACUCAUAGAUCAUGUUGGUCAUCGUUGUUGUUGGGGAAGUCGUCCAGCUCGAACUUGGUCUAUUCACGCGGUGGAGGAUUGCAAUGUCUAUGUUGGAACCCUUGAAACUUUUCUUGAAGAGAGGGAAACAUUAACAGAAAAGGAACCAUACCUUGGUGGUGAAGUAGAUGAGAAAGAUAAGGGUCCUAAACUUGGAAUAUGGGAGUUGGAUCUAAGGUCAGAGUUUCCUGUGCUAUUUAUACCUCAUAAAGAGUCACGAAUGGUGAUUCCUCAUUCAGAAGUUGUUGAAAAAUGCUCAGGUUGUGGGGGAAGAGGAAAUAUCGUCUGUCCCACUUGUAAUGCAGAUCAAGAACCUGGUUUCUACAAGGAGAAUCAGAUGUCUCAAUGUUCUGCUUGUUACGGGAGGGGUUUGAUUGCACAUAAAGAUGGAUCAGAUACUAUAUGUCAAAAGUGUAAUGGUAAGGGAAUGAUUCCUUGUGCAACUUGUGGAUCUCGGGGAUUAAUCAAAUGUGAGACAUGUCGAGGCAGUGGCUCUCUUCUCACACGACAAGUGGCUACUGUCAGAUGGAGAACGCUCCUAGCAAGAAAAGUGAGUGCAACUAGUGGGGCGGCAUCUGUCCCGGAUGAAGUCUUUCACAGAGCAAAAGGAGUGCAGUUGUGCAAUACCCAAGCCUACCAGUGUGGUCCUGCCUUCUUUGCUGAUUCAUAUUUUCUCAACAAGUUUUCAUCAGAGGUAAUUGCUGAGAGGGCUGCAGUUCCUCCUACUGCAAGGGUGAUUUGUGAAAGGCAUACCAUCUCUGUUGUUCCAGUAACUCGAGUAACUAUGACCCGUCAACAUCGUUCCUUCAGUUUCUAUAUCGUUGGAACUAGCAGGGAGAUUUAUUUGAAGGACUCAUAUCCAGCGAAGUUUUGCUGGGGGCUUUGCCCGUGCUUGGAUUGGUUGAAGCUGUAGUUGGUUCUAUUUAAGAAGUGAGUUUUGCUGUUAAUGGACUGUCAGGUGGAUGGGGAAGAGACAGAGAAUAAAGAUCCAUCUGGAAUCAGAGCACAAAGAAGAUAGCAUACAGUAUGGCACUUUCUUAUGUGAGAGCUAGUUCAUAUUUGUAUAAACUCAUUUGUGGACGAGUAAAUGCACUUAUAUUUAUGUUCUUCGGCUCUUCA
Molecule: messenger RNA, 1614 nt
Organism: Sesamum indicum (sesame)
Lineage: Eukaryota; Viridiplantae; Streptophyta; Magnoliopsida; Lamiales; Pedaliaceae
Product: chaperone protein dnaJ-like protein
Source: RefSeq, a predicted model, not a curated record